Gracilinanus agilis (Agile Gracile Mouse Opossum) is the source of this 606-nucleotide messenger RNA. Its product is annotated as ubiquinol-cytochrome-c reductase complex assembly factor 2. NCBI's taxonomy places the organism in Eukaryota, Metazoa, Chordata, Mammalia, Didelphimorphia, Didelphidae. Gene Ontology annotation, biological process: mitochondrial respiratory chain complex III assembly. Gene Ontology annotation, cellular component: mitochondrial matrix. The transcript is spliced from 4 exons. Bases 147 to 527 code for a protein of 126 amino acids. The record is from RefSeq and is a predicted model, not a curated record.
UAGUUGGGGGGUAGUAACCUGGAAAGACAUCAACUGCGCGUGCGCGCUCCCCUCCCUCCUCCUUGCUACGAGGCCUUAGCGCGCAUGCGUCCCUUUGCUUCUAUCCGGCUCUUCCCCCGAAGGGGCGGCGAGCGCAGGGGCCCAAGAUGUCGGCCAGCCGUUACCGGCGUUUCCUCAAGCUCUGUGAGGAAUGGCCUUUGGACGAGACCAAACGGGGCCGAGACUUGGGCGCUUACCUGCGGCAGCGGGUGGCGCAGGUCUUUCGGGAGGGAGAGAACACCCAGAUUGCAGAGCCUGAGACCUGUGACCAAAUGUACGAGAGCUUAGCACGACUUCAUUCAAACUAUUACAAACUCAAAUAUCCUCGCCCAAAAGAUACAUGCUUCAGUGGACUGACAGUGGAAGAAUGCAGGAUUGUACUGGCUACAGAUACCUUGGAAGAAUUUAAAGAAAUGAAUAAGGGCUUAUGGAAAAAACUUCAGGAGAAGUUAGCCACUAAGAGUCUGGAUGAUAAAGCUAAGGAGUAGCCCCUGUCUUUGUCCUCCCUAUGUACAUAAGUGCAAAGCCUUUGUAUAUUGCCAAGAAUAAAACUGUCCCUCCUUCCCA